AUGCUACAGCAGUGGGGAACAAGUAAAAAAGAUAAAACUGUGUUGCCUAAACCUGUUGUCAAUUUUGAUGUGAUACUACCUGGACCUGAUAGUACAGCUAGUAGACUUUCUCCUAGACUCUCACCUGCUGGUAGUAGAUCCAGACGCAUGAUGCAAGCUCAAUAUAGUGGAGAAAUCAAAGUGGAUCAUCCCAAUCAAUUCUCUCAGCCACCACAACCAGGACAAAUGGCCGUACCUUAUUAUACGCCUUCCCGUCAUGCUGGAAGACCAGUACCUCAGAAAGAUUCUCAUGAAAGGAAUGUUCCAAUAACUGUGUUAUCACCACAACAAAAUAGAAACAGAAGUUAUAGUGAAAGUGACCCCUAUGGAUUUAAUAUUGGACAAGUUUUAGAGCCUGAACGUCAACCUUGGCGUGCUGGUCCAUCUGAACCACCUAAGCCAAAUUAUGGUUCAGCUGGAUCUUAUGCAACAUUACCAGUGAAACGAGCAGCCAAACAACAGCCAGUAGUUAAAAAAGCUAGUGACACUAAUGCAAUUCAACAUAAUGAUCAACGCUAUGAUUUUAAUAUGUAUUCCACAUUACCUACAAUUAAACCUUUAAAAUCAACUCAAAAAAUAGACACAAGUGAUAGUUAUAAACAAAAUCAAAGCUUUGAUUAUUCUCAGCCAUUAUGGACCAAUCAGGAAACACCAAGAGUUUCAUCCUCUUUUCCAAAAUCUCAACAAGGUGCGUUUGGUGACAGUACACCCUCAGCUAGUUCAACUUUAACCAGUUCAGAUUCUCAUGAUACAAUCGUUAGUGGUACUAGUUCUAAAGACUUUCGUAAACCCAUCAAUGUUAUACAUGAAGAAAUGAAACCUAUACAAGUUGUCCAUGAAGAGAGGGCUCCAAGUAAACCUAUAAAAUAUACUUAUCAAGAUUUUAUGAAACCUCAAAGAGCCGUUCGUGAAGACUUCAAACAAGAGCCUCAAGAAGAAUUUAUUAAACCUCAGAAAGUUGUAAGAGAAGAAUCUAAACCUCGAGCUAGACAACCUAUACAACCAUCUGGACCUGCUGAGGUUCAAGAAGAAAUGAUUGUUCCUCAGAAGAAAGAGGAUGUUCAGAUGUAUAAAAGAGCUCCCGAUUUUGGCAGUUUACCAAAGACUAAAUCACCCAAUCAAAAGAAAGAUAUUGGAACAUUUCACACUCUUCCAUCCAAAUCAUCUUCUUCACCUUCAGCUAAACCAACAGCACCUGUAGUUAAUGGUAAUGUUACUAGUCAUCAUACAUUAGGUCCCUUAUCACCAACAUCAUCUAAACAAGGAGUGUGGUCACCUGGAACAAAACCAUCAACUUUUGUCAAGGCAGCACCAGAAAUAAGUCCUAGACCAGUCCAACCAGAACCAUCAUUUAAUGUGAAGCCUGUUUGGACACCUGGUGGUAGUCCGUCUGGUGCUAGAAAAGAAUUUAAACCAGUUAAAUUAAAUACCAAUGUUAGUUAUAAACCUGUAGAAAAGCCUAAACCAAAACCAAAAGUAAUUUCCCCGUCAGUAAGACCAGAUGACGGUUUUUCUUGGCAACCUCCAGACAGUCCUAGCAGUAGAGAUCCAACUAAAUUACCAACUAGUGCAGUUCAGUACCAAUUAGCUAGCUCUAAAUUAGAAUCAUUAUUACCAGAAGCUAUAGAAAAUGCACCUCCUAUGAAUGGUCUAGAUACAUCUUUUGAUUCUACUAAGGAUGACCUCCAUUUACCACAGACACAGAGUCCUUAUAUAACUUUAUUACAGAAGAGUAGAGAAAUAGAACAACUGAGUGAUAUAUCUAACAUAAAACAACCAGUUAUGGUUAUGGAUGAAGGCCAGUUCCCUAAAGGUGCUAAAUAUAUUGGUAAAGUGGAAAGAGUAGAGGGUGAUCAGAAACAUACAGAUACCUACUAUACUACUAAAACUGUAGAAGAAGAAGCCUCUAGUAAAGUUAUUGAACAAAAACCAAAAAUAUUUGAUGGAAUUGGUCCUGUAGAUCAGGAAGGCGUUCCAUUAGCAUUUAGGAAAAAUAUAGAUGAAAAGAAUCAACAUGCAUGGUACAGACAGAUGUAUAAAAAUUUGCAUAAAACAGAGAAAAAAGAUGAAUUAUUGGGAAUUAAUGACAUCAUAGAUUCUAUUUUCGAGGAUGCAGAAGACAAUGAUUAUACACCAACAUAUAGAUUUCCAGAAGAAAUAUCAGAUACAAGAUCAGAAGAAGAAGUGAAUCCAUACAGACCGAGCUAUGAAAUACCAUCACGAUUUAUUGAUGAUGCUGGCUAUAGAUCAGAACCAGAGGGUAAAUCAAAGAAUUUGUUUAAAAAUAGAAGUAAAAGCACCUCUUCAGAUGAGAGCAGAAGAUUAUAUAACUAUCCUCCACCUAAUGUUCAGUCUAAAAUUGAAGUGUAUAGAAAUCAGCCAAGAAGUAUCAUGGAAUAUGAACCAGGAUUCUCUUCUUUGGCCUUCCAGGAAGCUAAAACGAAAUCUCCGGAGGUGAGGCAACGUUCACAUUCUGUACAUUCAACGCCACCCAGAAAAUUUAAGGUACAUAAUCCACCAGCAGAUAAACCAGGCCAAUUCAGUAAUUAG
Messenger RNA from Lottia gigantea (owl limpet), 2589 nucleotides. RefSeq lists its product as hypothetical. The record is from RefSeq and is a predicted model, not a curated record. The transcript is spliced from 17 exons. Lineage: Eukaryota; Metazoa; Mollusca; Gastropoda; Lottiidae. Bases 1 to 2589 code for a protein of 862 amino acids.